Stylonychia lemnae is the source of this 2214-nucleotide messenger RNA. The record is from the annotation of a GenBank genome assembly. Lineage: Eukaryota; Ciliophora; Spirotrichea; Sporadotrichida; Oxytrichidae.
AUGGCUACUAAACAAAAGAAAAAGCAGUAGAACAAAUAAGGCUAAAAAUAAGUCACUAUCACUUAAGAAGAAGAAAAAUAGCCCCAAAUAACCAUUUAAUCUAGCUAACAAAAUGAUAACUAAUCAACUUAUGCAGAAAUUUCGAGUUAAUAGACAAUAGAAAGCUUAGCUAAUCUGACAAAGAAUUAGGCAAAAAAGGAGAAAAAAAAGAAGAAAAAAAACGCUACUAAGUCCGCAAUUGAUAUAAAAAGAAAAUUAAGUGUAGACCCAAAUUAGGGAGGCAUCAAAUUUUUAAAUCUCAAGCCUCCUAAAGAAAAACCUGAAGAUACCAAAUAGAAAAAUAAAGAUGAAAACAAUAAAAAUGAUGAUGAUGAGGAAAAUGAAGAUGAUCGCUCACAAUCUCAAAGUGGCCAUGAUAGCUCAGAUCCAGAUGAAAAUGAAGACUUCAUUGAUUACAAACCUGAUGGAUAUCAUCCAAUGCAUGAAGGAGAAAUUCUAGAUAGCAGAUACAUUGUUCUUAAGAAACUUGGAUGGGGUCAUUUUUCAACAGUAUGGCUAGCCUUUAAUCUUAGUGAUAAGAAGUUAUAUGCUUUAAAGAUCAUUAGAUCUCAUAAGAAAUAUUUGAGCUCUGCAUAUGAUGAAGAAGCAAUUUGUAAAAUAAUAGCCGAUAAUUAUCAAAACUCAGUAUGGGUCAAGAGUGUUAGAUAAUACCUUAAUAAUCCAGCACUCAGUGUUAAUAGAGAUCAUACUCAUUGCCUUUAGAUGUUUGAUUGGUUUAAUCAUCAUGGGGAGAACGGAAGACACUUUACCAUGGCUUUUGAAGUAUUAGGAAGAAACUUACUUUCUCUUGUGAAAAAAUAUGAUUACCGAGGCAUUCCUUUGCCAAUUGUGAGGGAGAUCACCAAACAGCUCUUAAUGGCUUUAGAUUACAUGCACAGAGUUUGCAAGAUUAUCCACACAGAUCUAAAACCAGAAAAUAUCACAUUCUAACUAAGAGAAGAGGAGUAGUUUGAUCUGCUUUACAAGUAUGUACUUUGCACACCAUUAGUUGACUUAUUCGAGACUUAAGAGAAAAUCAUUCUAAACAAAAAGCAAUAAAAAAACCAAAAGAAAAAGGACAGGAAGAAGAAAAAGAAGCAAUAAUAAACAACUAAAGUUGAAGAAGAGGAAAAAGAGGAGCAAGAUGAGGAAAAUGAAAAUGAAACAGAAAAAUAGGAAUCUACUGCUGAGUAGUAAGCUUCAAAAGCAAUUAAAGUCAUUGGAGAAAUGAGAAAUAAACUGAUUCAAGCAGAUAAAUAAUACUUUAUUGCUCCUAAGAGAAGAAAUGUAUCAGAACUCACAAGAAGUAAAGAAAAGUUGUUGACUUCGGACGAGAAAAUGAAUAUCUAGGAGCAUCCAUUAAAGAAUCAGUAAAAUAGAAAGCCCAAGGAAUAUUUGAGAAUGAAUUCUCAGACUCACCUGUGGAGUGACAUGGUUAAAUUUAAUGAGUACAAACCAAUGGAUGAUAUUGAUGUGAAAGCAAUCAAAGAAAUGCAGUUUAAAGUCAAAAUAGUUGAUAUGGGAAACGCCUGUUACAUUGAUGAACACUUCUCAGAUAUUAUUCAAACUAGAUAGUACAGAUCUCCAGAGGUAAUAUUCAGAGGGGACUAUGAUCAGUCAGCCGAUAUGUGGAGUUUAGCAUGCACAGUCUUUGAAUUGGUUACUGGCGAUUACUUAUUUGAGCCUAAGAAGGGAAGAACAUUUACUAAAAAUGAAGAUCAUUUGGCCUUGAUUUCUGAACUGCUUGGUGAAUGCAAGAACUCUAAAUUCUUAAACUCUGGCUACAAAUCUGAUAAUGGAAGACUGAAAAACAUAAAGAAAUUAAAGUAUUGGGGUUUAAGAGAUGUCUUGAUUGAAAAGUACAGAUUAAGAGAGUUUGAAGCGACUGAACUUACUGACUUCCUGAUGAAGAUGCUUAAGUGGGAGCCUAAGGAUAGAGCAACUGCUCAAGAGAUGCUGCAGCAUCCCUGGCUAAAGAUGAUGCCUAAUUACAGUACAAAGAUGAGUCGAAGAGAACUGAGAGAAUUCAAGAGAGUAAACAAGUAUUCUCAGAUUAGUGAUUCAACAAAUAGUGAUUAAGAAUAGGCUCUCGAUAAUGAAUAAGAAUUAGAAGUGAAAGAUGAUUUAGAAUUGCCAAGUGAAAUCUAAUAGCAAGAGAACAAGAGAAACGAUUGA